Molecule: messenger RNA, 231 nt
Organism: Gongylonema pulchrum
Lineage: Eukaryota; Metazoa; Nematoda; Chromadorea; Rhabditida; Gongylonematidae
Source: the annotation of a GenBank genome assembly
AUGGCUGAACGUGGCAUGCAGCUGGUCAAUCCAUUCUUCAACAUAUGGUCAUCCGAAAUGGGCUCACGAUUGGCCUACACGUCAAUUUAUACAGCAUCGCUGUGCGUACUCUUGUAUUUUGGUUUUCUCGCUUACAAAGUAUACUGUGUAUGGAUAACGAUCAGGAGGAAACGUGCUGCACAGCUAUACCGGAACAGUGAAAUUCGACGACUGAAAGUAUACCUUCUUUGA